AUGACUACUCAAUACUAUAUACUGGAACAACUGUUUCGCACAGUUCAACUACAUCCACAAAAAGUGGCGGUAGCACUUGAUGAUCAGAUGUGGACGUACAGCGACUUGGUGGAACAAAUCAAACGCGUAACCUAUUAUCUGCAUCGUUCGAACUUUGUUCGAGGCCAGAUUGUUUAUCAAUUUGUCGAACGAAGUUUGGAGAUGGUCUCUGGGUUAUUUGGCAUUAUAUGCGCGGGUGGUGUGUACUGUCCAUUAAAUCCCACAGAUCCAUAUGAACGAGUUUCUUCGAUUCUCGAACAAUUACAAGGUUUGUGCGUUCUAACACAUAAAAAAACCCGUCGUCUAUUUCCUACAACAAAUUCAAUCAAACAAUUUAUUCUGCUAGACGAGAUUCUUUCUCCAUUAUCAGAUGUGGAAGACAUGAAAGAGCUUCCAGGUUGCAAAGAGGAUGGUGAUGCACUUAUUAUUUGUACAUCUGGUACAACUGGUCGACACAAAGCUGUAGUUCAUUCUUUUCGAAGCUUUUCAACUUGUAUUCGUGCUUAUAGUCAAUGGGACCUUGGUGUAUACACUAGUCGAGAUCAGGUGCUACAGGUUGCGGCAUGUUCAUGGAUUUUACAUAUAUCAGAAAUCAUGUUACCGCUAGUUGUUGGUGGCACACUUGUGUUGCUGAGACCGAAUGGACAUUUAGAUAUCGACUAUUUUUGUCAAACUCUAAUGCAACAACAAGUGACAACAACUACAAUUGGUCCUGGGAUAAUUCGAGCGCUUACCAGUUACUUUGAGACAACCCAACGGCUGACUACUUUGAAGUUUGUACGUAAUGUGAUCACAACAGGUGACUCCGCAAUCUCCAAUUACUUGUAA
This is a messenger RNA of Adineta steineri, 867 nucleotides long. NCBI's taxonomy places the organism in Eukaryota, Metazoa, Rotifera, Eurotatoria, Adinetida, Adinetidae. The record is from the annotation of a GenBank genome assembly.